Molecule: messenger RNA, 2613 nt
Organism: Hordeum vulgare subsp. vulgare (domesticated barley)
Lineage: Eukaryota; Viridiplantae; Streptophyta; Magnoliopsida; Poales; Poaceae
Product: putative disease resistance protein At1g50180
Exons: 3
Coding region: 1-2613 (870 amino acids)
Biological process (GO): defense response to other organism
Molecular function (GO): ADP binding
Source: RefSeq, a predicted model, not a curated record
AUGGCCGAGUCCGCUGUUAAGGCCGUGGUCGGGAACGUGAGCAAUCUUGCCGUUCAGGAGACCACCCUGCUAUGUGGAGUCACCCUUGAAGUGGAGUGCCUGAAAAAUGAGCUGGAGCGACUGAAGUGGUACCUCAAAUCUGCCGACGCUAAAUGGAAAUCAGGAGAUGACAGUGUGGCUACCUGGGUCUGCCAGAUCAGGGCCGUGUCAUAUGAGGCUGAGAAUGCCAUCGAGGUCGCCGAUUACAUGGGCAAGAGAAACAGUCUCAAGAAGGGCUUCUUGGGUGCCAUCUCAAGGUAUGCUCGCUUACCUGGUGACUUGAUCACCCUUCAUAAAGUCGGUGUUGAAAUCAAGCGUGUAAGAAGGAAGCUCGAUGAGAUAUUUCAAAGUGCAGAACGCUUGAAAUUUAAUUUAGACACCAGUGUUGUUGACAAGGUUCACACAGAUGGUGAGUCUGAACAGGCGUAUGGUCUUAUGUACGAAAACAUUGAAGAUGAUUCUGUGAUGGUUGGUUUCGAAGAUGAGUAUGAAGAAAUAGUUGAUAAGUUAGUUGACACAGAGAAGAAUCUUAGUGCUGUCUCCAUAGUUGCCAUGGGUGGUGCGGGAAAAACCACACUUGCUAGAAAAGUCUACACUUCAUCUGUAGUUGAACAACACUUUGAGACAAUUGCUUGGGUGACUGUAUCUCAAAAGUACAAGGGCAUUGAUUUAAUGAAAGAUAUUAUGAAACAAAUAAUGGGGAAAAGAGAUGAUUCACUUGAACAAAUGCAAGAGUAUGAGGUGGGAAAGAAGAUCCACGAUUUUCUCUUGAAUAAAAUAUACUUGGUAGUUCUUGAUGACGUGUGGGAAACCGACACGUGGGACCAAAUAAACAGAAGGGUCAAAGCCUUUCCAAAUGCAAGUAACGGCAGUAGAGUACUCUUAACUACUCGAAAGGAAGAUGUCGCAAAUCAUAUUCAAAUGCCAACCCAUGUUCAUCAUUUGAAAAAGUUAGACGAAGAUGAAAGUUGGAAACUUUUUAACAGCAAAGCUCUACCAUCAUACAUAAGGAGAACCAUAAGUGAUGUGUAUGAGUUUGAAGAACUAGGGAGAAACCUUGCAAGAAAAUGUGAUGGAUUACCUCUUGCCCUUGCGGUUUUGGCAGGCUAUCUAUCAGGGAAUCUAAAUACACAAACAUGGUGUGAUAUACUCUUGGAUUGGCCAUCAACCAAGAAUGGACAUAUGAUGCGAGAAAUACUAGCUCGCAGUUACAAAGACCUAGCAAAUCAUCACUUGAGAUCGUGUUACCUCUAUUUUGCCGCUUUUCCAGAGGAUUCCAAAAUAUCUGUGUUGGCUCUUAUUGAAGUUUGGAUAGCGGAAAGAUUCAUUCCACAUAUACCAAAUCAUAAACUAGAAGAAACAGCACAUAAGUAUGUACUCGAGCUGGCUCAGAGAAACUUGAUCCAAGUUAUCGACAGAAGUGAGGUACAUGGAUGGAUUGUAACAGUAAGAAUUCAUGACAUUCUACGUGACUGGUGCAUAGAAGAAGCAAGACAAGAUGGGUUUCUUGAUGUCAUCAACAAACUUACAGGACAAGGUGGGGCAUCUUCAUCUAAUACAAUGAUAUCAUAUCGUUCUUCUUUCCAAAACAUCAGUGGUGAUCUAAUUUCCCAUGAAAGCAUAUCUAAUUCAGCACGAACACUUAUUGUCUUUAGAAUUCCUUCAGUAUUCUUGUCCAACCAGCUAAAAAUGUUGAGGGUUCUUCAUGUGGAAAAUUCAAGCCUAGAAAAUUUCUCUAGGAUAAUUGGUGGGUGCAUUUACUUAAGGUACCUCAGGUUCAGAAGAUGCAAAGGUGUGGCAUUGCCUUCCUCAAUAGGAAAACUCCUUUACUUGGAGACUAUAGAUCUAAAAUUCACACAAAUAGACUCAGUAGUACCAAAGUCCCUUUGGGAUAUCCCUACUCUGAGGCAUGUUUACCUUGGAAAUGAGUUUUCCCCGCCAAGGAGUCUGCGACAUAAAGAGCUCCAAACCUUUGAGUUAUAUCUUACGUGCGCCGAAACUAAACAUCGACGUCAUAACAUGAUUAUUUUUUUGGGCCAGAUGAAUCAACUAAGAACCUUCUCUUGGGAGAUUAGCCGUAUCCCCUCAGAGCUGAUUAACAUAUUUGGAAACAUGCCUCAUCUUGUCCAUAUUUAUCUCAACAAAUUUAAUGUGCUCAAGAGGAUUCCUCGUGAGUUCCCACAAAGCGUAUGGCGUCUUGUUCUAUUUGCCGAUAUCAUUGAACAAGAUCCAAUGCCAAUUUUCGAGAAGCUUCCAUCUCUUGUGGUGUUGGAGCUGUCGGGAUAUCAUGGCCGAAUCAUGUCCUGCUCUGCCAAAGGGUUUCCUCGCAUGCAAUCGCUAAAACUUGAUGAGUUCUCCAUUGAGGAAUGGAGGAUGGAGGUCGGAUCAAUGCCAAGGCUCUCUCACCUGACACUUCGGAGAUGCCGGAAGAUAGAGAAGCUGCCCGAGGGGUUGCUGCACCUUCGGUUCCUCGUUGGUGAUAUUGAACUGUUCAACGUGCCUCAGAUUAACGAAGAUGAUAAUACAUUGUAUGAGCUGCAAAGAAGAGGAUGGAAGGUGAAACGUUCACCGUGA